AUGUCCGGCUCGGCCCUAUCGCCCUGGGCGCUCGUGCCCGAUCCCGCCCGCUUCGCCGCCCAGGUGGCCUUGCACGCCGACUGCUCGCCCGAGCUGCCCCACGCCGCCCUGCUGCAGUGCCUGCGCGACCGCCCGGUCGACGUGCUGCUGGCCACGCCCAUUCUGCACCGGCCGGACUUCGCAUUCGCCUUCGGGCCGAGCGUCGAUGGGGUGGUGAUCGAUACUGGGGAACCGCCAAGUGAGUAG
This is a messenger RNA of Phaedon cochleariae (mustard beetle), 246 nucleotides long. NCBI's taxonomy places the organism in Eukaryota, Metazoa, Arthropoda, Insecta, Coleoptera, Chrysomelidae. The record is from the annotation of a GenBank genome assembly.